Molecule: messenger RNA, 1167 nt
Organism: Aureobasidium pullulans EXF-150
Lineage: Eukaryota; Fungi; Ascomycota; Dothideomycetes; Dothideales; Saccotheciaceae
Exons: 2
Coding region: 1-1167 (388 amino acids)
Source: RefSeq, a predicted model, not a curated record
AUGGCAGAGAACCACGCCAAAAACCCUAUGGACAUGACCGCAGCCGCAAAGAUCGCUUAUCACAAGCACGUAAGAACUCAGAUGGCAGCUGCAAAGGCACUCUACGAGUCCGGAAAUGUCAACCUGACCAUCACUGUCCUGGAAAAUUUGCUUGAGACGACGCAUUGCAGCUUGAUUGUACGACUGAAGGCGCAAAUCAUGCUGGCCCUGUCACAUGAGCUCUGGGCCUUUGCCGAAAAACACAGACUCCUGGCCGAGAGUCUCUGGAACCACAUCAGAUACAUCGAGCCUGUUGGCGAGGACCAGUUCAUCGAGACGACACUGGAAGAAACACGUCAGACUUUGGACAAACUCCGAACUUUACAAGAGGAAAAGCAGCCGCUCGACGACGAGUACGACCCAGAUGACACAGAGGGUCCCAGUACAGCACCCGAGGAACCCCUGCUGGAGCUGGGUAGAGGAGAUCUUAGAGGCCACAUUCAAGCCCUCGAAGCCGAGGUCCCAUUCAGACCAGGACAAGCAGCCUUGAAGCUUUCUGCAAUGUAUCAAGGUGUGGCAGUUCAUACCACACCGGAGUACGACAAUGCAGUCAAGUCAGGCGACAUGGAAGCAGCAGAUUCGUUCUUCUGGGAGAUGCUCAAGAAGGCAUUCCUAGAGGGAGAAGCAACGGCAAAGAGGCGUGUUGAACAACCUGCAACGGCGCCAAGCCAAGGGAAGCCCGGACUUGCACAAACUCCGAACACUCCGAGCAGCAAGAAGAAACGUCAAUGGUUCACUCAAAAAGCCGGUCAAGUUGCGACUUCCGCUAGGAAUCUCAGUCCAUGGCACGCCCCGUCUGCCGACGCGAUAUCCGAAUCACCAAGCACCCACUUGUCCCCUUCUCCUCGGCGCAGCUUUGAGAGUCCAACCGCACGCCGUGCAACCGCCGCUCGCCCAAACGACCAUGCCAUAAAUCCCAAUCUCCAGAAACCCCCUUCACGUUCGUUCAGUGCCAAACUCGCCGCAAUCACAAGUUCGGGCGGAAGGAAGAAAGUCAAGGAUACCGAGGGCAGCCCGGACAAGAAGGAGCAGGACACGGAACGUGAAAUUGAGCCUCCAAAGUUCGUAUUUCCCAUCAGGAAGAAAGAGGAAAAGGAAAUUGUUGCACCCUGGGAUACCGACGAAUGA